This is a messenger RNA of Staurois parvus, 493 nucleotides long. The record is from the annotation of a GenBank genome assembly. NCBI's taxonomy places the organism in Eukaryota, Metazoa, Chordata, Amphibia, Anura, Ranidae.
ACAAUCAGGGGUCAGGCUCAAAGACCAGUUGCUAUAGCAGUGGAAAGGCUCACCUGAAACCAGCAGGAUAAGUACACAGGUAGGUCACUGUGGUGGAGGAGUGUGCUCACCCAAGGUGCGGAUUCUAAGUACCAACCGAGGUCCAGUAGCGUAUUAAGCAGGUAAGGAUCAAAUGGAAGCAUGGUCAGUAAACAAGCCAAGGUCGGUAAUGAGCAGUCGCAGGUUGGGAUCAGGCAGAAGAGUAGUCGAGAACAAACCAAGGUCGGUAAGGCGUAGUCGCAGGUUGGGAUCAGGCAGAAGCGUAGUAGAGAACAAGCCACUGGUAAGGGAGCCUAGGUCGGUAAGGAGCAGUCGCAGGUUGGGAUCAGGCAGAAGCGUAGUGGAGAACAAGCCAAGGUCGGUAAGGAGCAGUCGCAGGUUGGGAUCAGGCAGAAGCGUGGUCAGUCAAAACAAGCCAAGGUCGGUAAUGAGCAGACGAGGUUGGGAUCAGGCA